AUGAAUUGUGAAAAGGGAACCGUCUGCAUCGUCAGGCAGGAGCAGCCAUAUUGCAUCGCAGAGUCUCAGGCGUGUCACACCAUCCAGUGCCCGGAAGGGACUGUGUGUGAGAUAGCCCAGGGCCUCCCCAGCUGCACCCGUUACGCACAACCUUGCCAUCACAUCGCAUGCCAAGAUGGGACGAUAUGUGAACUGCUGGAUGGAGCUCCCAGAUGUGUGGCAGCAGCACCGCUGUCGUGUGCCGACGUUCACUGCAAAGAAAACACCGUGUGUGUCAUAACCAACAACAUACCUCAAUGUAUCCCGGUGCCAUUGUCCUGCCAACACUUCAGAUGCCACCCAGGAACUGUGUGCAGCAUUGUUAAUGGGUGGCCCGUGUGUGUGCCCAUCGAGCCUUCCUGUGACAAAGUCUCCUGCCACAAUGGAACUGCGUGCAAGAUGGUUCAAGGCCACCCGCAGUGUGUCCCAGCACCAGCGUCCUGCAAUGUCUUCCUGUGUGAAAAAGGAACCACGUGUGAGAUAGUCAGUGGGCAUCCAAAGUGUGUCCCAAGGCCUUCAUCUUGUCACGAUAUAAAAUGUGCAGUUUGGGAGGUAUGUGAGAUGGAACGUGACUUGCCUAGAUGUCUGCCCAUCCCAACAUCUUGCGACAAAAUUCACUGCAAACUAGGGACAAUGUGCGACUUAGUUCGUGGCGUACCCACUUGCGUCUCUAUCCUGCCUUCUUGCAACAGGGUUGAAUGCAAUGCAGGAAGCACUUGUGAGAUGGUUGAUGGCUGGCCAAACUGUGUGCCGGCUACCACUGUACCAUCCUGUGGUGAAAAUCAGUGCAAGUCGGGGACCACGUGUGAAAUGGUUGAUGGACGGGCCAGAUGUGUUCCUACCCCACAGUCUUGUGAUGAAGUCAUCUGCAAAGUAGGGACCGUAUGUCAUCCGGUUGAUGGGUUCCCCAAAUGUGUCCCCAUGCUGCCUUCCUGUGACAGAUUCCAAUGCAAACCAGAAACCAUUUGCACAAUCAUGGAUGGCUGGCCCAGAUGUGUCCCCAUCCCACCAUCUUGUGACAAAUACCUCUGCAAAGGAGGAACUGUUUGCAGAGUUGUUAACAAUUGGCCCAAAUGUGUUCCCAUCCCCACGUCUUGUGACAAUGUGAGCUGCAAAGAAGGGACGGUUUGCCAAAUGGUUGAUAGUUGGCCCAAAUGUGUUCCCACCCCACUGUUCUGUGACAAAUACCAAUGCAAAGAAGGGACGGUUUGCCAAAUGGUUGAUAGUUGGCCCAAAUGUGUUCCCACCCCACCAUCCUGUGACAAAUACCAAUGCAAAGGAGGGACGGUUUGCCAAAUGGUUGAUAGGUGGCCCAAAUGUGUUCCCACCCCACCAUCCUGUGACAAAUACCAAUGCAAAGAAGGGAUGGUUUGCCAAAUGGUUGAUAAUUGGCCCAAAUGUGUUCCCACCCCACCAUCCUGUGACAAAUACCAAUGCAAAGAAGGUACUGUGUGUGAAAUGGUUGAUAGUUGGCCCAGAUGUGUUCCCAUCCCACCAUCUUGUGACAAAUAUCAAUGCAAGGUGGGGACGCUUUGUGAAAUAGUUGAUAGCUGGCCAAAGUGUGUUCCCAUCGUAGCUUCCUGUGAUCAGUACCAAUGUAAAGUGGGGACUGUGUGUCAAGUUCUUGAUGGGUUCCCUAAAUGCAUUCCCAUGCCACAAUCCUGUGCCAACUAUCACUGCACUGAAGGGACUGUAUGUGAUGUACUUGAUGGGUUCCCCAAAUGUGUCCGCAUCCCACAAUCCUGUGCCAAUCAUCACUGCAAUGUGGGGACCAUAUGUCAAGCUGUUGACGGGUUCCCCAAAUGUGUUCCCAUCCCACAAUCUUGUGCCAAUCUUCACUGCAAUGAGGGGACUGUAUGUCAGGUUGUUGAUGGGUUCCCCAAAUGUGUUCCCAUCCCACAGUCCUGUGCCAAUCAUGACUGCACUGUGGGGACCAUAUGUCAUGUUGUUGAUGGGUUACCAAAAUGCAUCCCCAUCCCACAAUCCUGUGCUAAUCAUGUCUGCAAUGUAGGGACCAUAUGUUAUAUUGUUGAUGGGUUACCAAAAUGCAUUCCCAUCCCACAAUCCUGUGCUAAUCAUGACUGCAAUGUAGGGACCAUAUGUUACAUUGUUGACGGGUUACCAAAAUGCAUUCCCAUCCCACAAUCCUGUGCCAAUUAUCACUGCAAUGGGGGGACUGUAUGUCAUGUUGUUGAUGGGUUACCGAAAUGUAUUCCCAUCCCACAAUCCUGUGCCAAUUAUCACUGCAAUGGGGGGACUGUAUGUCAUGUUGUUGAUGGGUUACCGAAAUGUAUUCCCAUCCCACAAUCCUGUGCCAAUUAUCACUGCAAUGGGGGGACUGUAUGUCAUGUUGUUGAUGGGUUACCGAAAUGUAUUCCCAUCCCACAAUCCUGUGCCAGUCAUCACUGUAAUGUGGGGACUGUAUGUCAUGUUGUUGAUGGCUUACCCAAAUGCAUCCCCAUCCCACAAUCCUGUACCAGUCAUCACUGCAAUGUGGGGACCAUAUGUCAUGUUGUUGAUGGCUUACCCAAAUGCAUCCCCAUCCCACAAUCCUGUGCCAAUCAUCACUGCAGUGCGGGGACCGUAUGUCAUGUUGUUGAUGGCUUACCCAAAUGCAUCCCCAUCCCACAAUCCUGUACCAGUCAUCACUGCAGUGCGGGGACCGUAUGUCAUGUUGUUGAUGGCUUACCCAAAUGCAUCCCCAUCCCACAAUCCUGUACCAGUCAUCACUGCAGUGCGGGGACCGUAUGUCAUGUUGUUGAUGGCUUACCCAAAUGCAUCCCCAUCCCACAAUCCUGUACCAGUCAUCACUGCAGUGCGGGGACCGUAUGUCAUGUUGUUGAUGGCUUACCCAAAUGCAUCCCCAUCCCACAAUCCUGUACCAGUCAUCACUGCAGUGCGGGGACCGUAUGUCAUGUUGUUGAUGGCUUACCCAAAUGCAUCCCCAUCCCACAAUCCUGUACCAGUCAUCACUGCAGUGCGGGGACCGUAUGUCAUGUUGUUGAUGGCUUACCCAAAUGCAUCCCCAUCCCACAAUCCUGUACCAGUCAUCACUGCAGUGCGGGGACCGUAUGUCAUGUUGUUGAUGGCUUACCCAAAUGCAUCCCCAUCCCACAAUCCUGUACCAGUCAUCACUGCAGUGCAGGGACCGUAUGUCAGCUUACUGAUGGGUUGCCCAAAUGUAUUCCCCUCCCACAAUCCUGUGCCAGUCAUCCCUGCAAAGCAGGGACCGUAUGUUACAUUGUUGGAGGGAUCCCCAGAUGCGUCCCCCUCCCACAAUCCUGUGCCAACCUUCAGUGUAAAGAGGGGACUGUCUGUAACCUGGUGGAUGGCAGACCCCAGUGUGUUCACGUUUCAGCAUCUUGCCGAAGCACACAUUGUAAACAGGGAACUGUAUGUCAUGUCAUCAAUGGCUGGCCCAGAUGUGUGGAAGAUGCACAGACGUGCCAACAAUGCCACAGUGCAGGAAUGACUUGUGUAGUCAAGGAUGGUUUACCCAAGUGUGUUCCUGUUUUCCCCACCCAGUCUGCUUGCUGGGCCUCUGGCCAGCCAUACUACCACACUUUUGAUGGACGCAACUACAAUUUCCAAGGUACCUGUGCCUACACUGUGGUCAAGACCUGCAAGCCCAGUUCCAAGCUACCGUUCUUCCAUGUUUUUUCCAAGAGCCAGAAGAGCAGUAGCACCCCGAUCUCUUUCGUCAGCCAGGUCACCCUCACCGUCUACAGCCUCAACAUCACCAUGGUCAAGUAUGAAUACGGACUAGUCAGAGUCAACCAAGUGCGCUCACGUCUGCCCAUGAGUUUGCAUGAUGGGAAACUUUCUCUUCACCACCGGGGAAGCCAACUGGUCAUUGAGACGGACUUUGGCCUGAACCUUUACUAUGACUGGAAUUAUUAUCUCGUGAUAAAGGCUACCACAGUGUUCCGAAGCCAUGUCUGCGGCCUCUGUGGCAACUACAAUGGAGAUCCCAACGAUGACUUUGUGACAUCUUCUGGUGGCUUGGCCACUAACUCAGUGGAGUUUGGCAAGAGCUGGAAGGUGGAGGAUGGAAAUGGAACCUGCACUCAUGGCUGCCAGGGCAAAUGCGGGCACUGCCCCCCAGCGCUCGUGGCCAGGUACAGCACAGAGGCCUUUUGUGGACUGAUGGCUAAACACAAGGAUGGUCCUUUCCAUCCCUGCCAUUCCUUGCUCAGAUACAAACCUUACGUGGACAACUGUGUGAGUGACCUGUGUGCUUUUGAUGGCUACAAGCAGAUCUUAUGCCGAGCGUUAAAGACUUACGCAGAUGCCUGCCAAAGAGAAGGGGCAGCGAUAUUGAACUGGAGGAAAGAGGCUGGCUGCCGUAAGGAAGCAUGUCCUGCCACCUGCAACAACUUCGACGCGUCGAAGAAGUGCCACCUACCUUGCAUGGAGACUUGCGAGUGCAACCCAGGCUACGUGCUGGACAGUGGCAGGUGCAUCCCUAAAGACCGAUGCGGCUGCAUCCACCAGGGUCAUCUCUAUGCCCCCAACGAGCAGUUCUGGGAUGACCAACGUUGUCACCGACUUUGCCUGUGCAGACCGCAAGACAGGAGAGUGAUCUGCCAGGGAUCCCAGUGUGGGGAGAGGUCAGUGUGCCGCGUGGACAACGGCAUCAGGAGCUGCCACUCCCUGAAUCACAGCACCUGCUCCACCCUGGGCCAGUUGCAUUAUGUCACCUUUGAUGGGCUGCACUAUGACUUCUACGGGACCUGUGUUUAUCGCCUGGCCGAACUCUGCCACAGGAGGACGAACCUCACUCACUUCCAGGUCCUUGUGCAACAUGAGCUGGAGGGCCCCCGCGAUCCCUCUGCCAACAAGGUCGUCGAAGUCACUGUCUACGGGAUGACGAUCGUGGUCCAACGCAGCAAAGUCCUGGUGAGUGCACUGUAGCGCCUUCUGUCCGUGCCUGGAGUUGCCGGCUUCCAGUCCUUCUAUCCCAACGGGUUCUGCAAGGAACAAUGCGUUUGCCACGCGGGCGGCAUCAUGCAGUGCCGGACUUCCUCCUGUGGUGCUCAAGCGGAGUGUCGCGUCGUGGAUGGUGUGCAGACAUGCCACUCCCUCAUGGCCAAGACAGGGACUUGCCAUGUGUUCGGUGACCCCCACUUUCUCACCUUCGACGGCCUCACGUUCGAUGUCCAGAGCAACUGCACUUAUGUCUUAACACGGAGUUGCAUGCACAAGCACUCCACUCCAUCCUUUGCUGUCAACGUGGAGAAUGAGAGGCGGUCCAGGG
This is a messenger RNA of Gekko japonicus, 5296 nucleotides long. Its product is annotated as zonadhesin-like. The record is from RefSeq and is a predicted model, not a curated record. NCBI's taxonomy places the organism in Eukaryota, Metazoa, Chordata, Lepidosauria, Squamata, Gekkonidae.